This is a messenger RNA of Calypte anna (Anna's hummingbird), 939 nucleotides long. It is a transcript of the gene PDYN, whose product is annotated as prodynorphin. Gene Ontology annotation, molecular function: opioid receptor binding. Gene Ontology annotation, cellular component: plasma membrane; axon terminus; neuronal cell body. Gene Ontology annotation, biological process: sensory perception; chemical synaptic transmission; neuropeptide signaling pathway. The record is from RefSeq and is a predicted model, not a curated record. Lineage: Eukaryota; Metazoa; Chordata; Aves; Apodiformes; Trochilidae.
AUGGGGGAGCUUUCUGUAUCUCCUCACGUGGCUCAAGCAGCAGUGGUGGCCGCAGUGUCCCAGUGGAAACAGGACAGGGAAAGAGGGGACCCUGGCAGACACCUGGCACAGGUAGGACAUGCUGAGGGUGGCUGUGGCAGCCAGACCCACAGGUAGCAUUGCCAGAUGCUGCCAUGAUCCUGUCGAGGUGUUUCUGCAGGAGGGACAACUCCACAGCACUGGCUCCUCCAGCCUUCCUCAGGGGGUUCUGAUAUGGCACGGUGGGUGCUGAUGCUGGCCCUCAUCCUGUCCCUGGCUGUGGUGGCAUCUGCAGACUGUGUGACCCAGUGCUCCCUCUGCGCGUCCCAGACCGACACCGGUGUCUGGCCACUGAUGUGCCUGUGGGAAUGCCAGGGCUCCUCACCCCCGGGCCCCGAGUGGGAGACCUGCAGGAAGGCGCUGGCCCUCCUGGCCCCGCUGGUGGCCCUGUCUGACGGGACAGAGCUGUCCCCUCGGGAGGCGGAGGAGGAGGAGGCAGAGCCGGAGCCGGAGCCGGGUCCCGGGGAGCUGCCGUCGGCGCCGGCCAAGCGCUACGGGGGCUUCAUGAAGAAGCUGUCGAAGGGGAAGCUGCUGUCCCUGCUGCGUGAGAACGCCCACACCAAGGGGGGACUCAGCAAGAAGUUCGGGGGCUUCGGCCGCAAGCCGGGGGAGCGGGAGGCCCCCCAGGACUACCCGGAGCCGGCUGGAGAGGGGGACGAGGAGCCCACGGGGCCCGGGGCCGAGGGGCAGGAGCUGGCGGAGCUGCACAAGCGUUACGGGGGCUUCAUGCGGCGGAUCCGGCCCAAGCUGAAGUGGGACAGUCAGAAGCGGUACGGGGGCUUCCUGCGGCGGCAGUUCAAGGUGACGGCGCGGGCGGACGAGGACCCCAGCGCUUACUCAGGGGAGGUCUCGGAUCUAUAG